This is a messenger RNA of Polychytrium aggregatum, 951 nucleotides long. RefSeq lists its product as uncharacterized. Lineage: Eukaryota; Fungi; Chytridiomycota; Chytridiomycetes; Polychytriales. The transcript is spliced from 4 exons. The record is from RefSeq and is a predicted model, not a curated record. Bases 1 to 951 code for a protein of 316 amino acids.
AUGCACCAUCGGAGGGCGUCACCAUCGGCGGACGUCGUCAAGGAAUGUGGGAUAAUCGACUUUGCCGGCGGAACCUGUCCGCCAGUGUCGCCAGACUCGGGGCGCGAAUCAAGUCGUGAUGUAAAAGCUGCAGAAGGCGGGUGCUGCGACGAGGACACGAGGAGAGAGCAAAUCGCUUGUGGCGACGCCGGAAUCAUAGUGGCAUUUGCCUCGUGUCGCCAGAAGGCCGCUCUCGCCGGUUCCAAGCGCAGGCCGGAUCGAUGGAGAUCCGACCAAGGCAAACCGCGGCAACAACCCGAUGACGAUGAAGAUGUCUUCCCACGACUGAUUGAGCGAGCGAUGCGUUUCUGGAUCUGGAUCAAGGACGCCACUGUGAGCAUCUCUGCCAGCCCAAAAUGCGCUGGUUUUGAGGAGAAUUUUUCUUCCCCAAGGGCAGAACCAGCCAUCGCUGCUAUUUUCUCGCCAGAUGGCUCCCCGCAAGCGAAUGACGCCACCCAGGCGACCAAGUGGAUCCAGAGUACCCACAAGAUCCUUGGUCUGCAGCAAUGGAUGAGCACCACACCAAGUCCCAAGAUCCCUGGGUUGGAUCCCUUCCUGCAAUACAUUCGCCAUGUGUUCGAUGGAGACAUGCUGGACAAACAGCUGUACUUCAGCCUGACCCGGCGACGGCGAUUCAAGCGACUCGAUCUCCACAGCAAGCGACAGCGCACCGUCCACGAGAUGUGCAAGCAAGUCAUUGACCAGGCACCAAAGGAGACCGAAGUGGUGAUUGCCUUUGGGAAUGUUUCGUGGAAACAGGGGAAGGGAUACGCAUCCAGUCCCAGGAGACUCAGGUUUGCCAAGUACUUUGAGCAGUUCCACCACCACCAGAGACGACCACCAGACCGACCCGUCUCCAAGAUCCAUGUGUGCUCGGUGAACGAGUUCAACACAUCCCAGCCAGGAACAUGA